This is a messenger RNA of Xylaria bambusicola, 4090 nucleotides long. RefSeq lists its product as uncharacterized. The transcript is spliced from 9 exons. Gene Ontology annotation, molecular function: protein binding; metal ion transmembrane transporter activity. Gene Ontology annotation, cellular component: membrane. Gene Ontology annotation, biological process: metal ion transport; transmembrane transport. The record is from RefSeq and is a predicted model, not a curated record. Bases 465 to 3989 code for a protein of 1174 amino acids. NCBI's taxonomy places the organism in Eukaryota, Fungi, Ascomycota, Sordariomycetes, Xylariales, Xylariaceae.
GUCUUGUUGCAUGGCAGUAUGGUAGGCAGUAAGGCAGUGGCCAAUUGAUGCAAGUCUUCGUCAGAAAUAUGACAGAAUGUCGUUGUCGAAUGAAUGUGGUGUGCGACCCCCGUGACAUGGCCUUGGUAACAAGCGCUGCUAUCCCUUGCCGCAAGCUACUUAAUUUCUGUGCUCCUCCCUUGCUCCAUGGACUUGACCGCUAGACAGGUCAACAAAUCAACAAACGUGAAUAACGAACCAGGCUAUACAAAAGGGAAGCGCACAUUUUCUCAAUUGGAUGGCGCGAAGUACGAUAUGAUAUAUAAAUACUUGAAGCUGCGACAGACCCCGAGCACUCAGCUAAAUCAUGGCGCUCCAGUUAUAGCCGCUCGCGACGCGCUUGAUCCGACCACUUAGACUACCCACUGCAGCUGUCAACAUACUUCUUCUUCGCUGCCGCUGCUACUUCUGCUGUCGAUUGAGGAAUGGCUUCGCAGGCCAGCGUUGCGAGCAGUCAGCCAGACCCGCGCCACUUACGAAUCAUCGCUGCAUCAGCUCAAGCCAACGAAGCCCGAGUUCGAGACAUCCUUGCCGAAGAGCCCUCAUGGGUUUCGUCUACCGACCUCGAUGCGCUACGCCAGGCACUGCAGAAAGUUGCUGCUCGCGGCAAGCUCUCCAUUGUCCGCCUGCUUAUCGAACAUGGCGCCGAUGUGAAUCCCAAGCAAGACACUGAGGUCCCUGCGCUCGUGAAAGCCGCCGAAACUGGCAACGUCAACGUCGUCUCCGAACUCCUUGCCCACCAUGCCGACCCAAACGCCCGUAACCGGUCAGGCCAGACGGCAUUGUUCAUUGCUGCGAUCAAGGGCCAUAAUAAGGUUGUAGAGACUUUAGCCGGCGGUCGCGCCGACGUUAACGCAAAAGACAAGGAGGGCAGAUCUCCUCUCCUAUACCUUGCGUCUGAGAAGAAACCCAAGGCUAAAUGGACAAUCGAGACCUUGCGGCUGCUACUCCGACUCGGUGCCGAUUUGGAGGUCCGCGAUCACAUCGGUCGGACGCCGCUGUUGUGGGCCGCCACGAAUAGUAACAUUGAGCUGGCGAGGUUUCUGCUAGAGAAUAAGGCGAACGUUUCAGCGGCGAACAAUCGCGGGCGCACCGCGCUACACCUGUCAGCUGAGAGCAACGACGACGAGAACCGUGACGAGAUGGUGAAGUUACUGCUUCAGCACAACGCUAACCCUGAAGCUACGAGCGAUGGAGGUUGGACGCCUCUCCAUAACGCCGCUCAGAGCGGACAUCUAUCCGUUGUCGCUUUAUUACUCCAAACUACAGCCAGAGUGAAUGCUGAGCUAUCUAAUGGAAUGACACCACUCCAUUGGGCUGCAUUCAACGGGUCUGAAGAUAUUGUCAAACUUCUCCUGACACGACCUGAUGUAAAUACUGGCAAGAAAGAUGGAUUUGACCGUACGCCAAUGUUGUGCGCUGCUGAGAAGCAUCACUCUGGGAUUGUCCAGCUCCUGUCACCUGCCCGGACAGCGAACCGGCUGUCUGCUCUUGAAGAAAGCGCUUGCAGGGCUUUCGAGGCGACAGUCGUGGACUUUGGGCAGUUCGAGAAGAAACAGCUUGUAUCUAAGUACUCCGUUUAUGACUUGUUGUACGGCUGGAACGACGAACUGGAUAAGCCGCGGGUCUCCACAUUGACCAAGAAUCUACACUACAAACCUGACUUUAGAUGGAUUCAUCUCCCUGCUAAUAAUAUUGCGUGGGUUGAAACUCUUUUGGCCAAAUCUUUUAUAGAAGCUGGACAUCGAGAUAUUGAAUCCUUUAAGGCACUAGAAAAGUGUUUUGACCAGGAGCAUAGAGGACCUUUCGCGCAUGCUCACUUCAUGCGCCCUUUUUGCCAUCGAAUACCAUCUCCACGAAGAGAUGUGCCGGACAAGAAGGAGGAGAAAUCAUUAACUACUCUGACUGAAGAUCCAUCGGAAAUUAGUAUCAAGUCAUCGCAAGAUGGAACACCCCUCAUAUCCAGGAAUUCAUCAGACACCCAAGACGAUUCUGUACUGAAAUCCGAUGCCAAAAAGAAAAGUAAAUCUGAGCAGAUCGCUGAGCGUCACCCGAAGAAACACAAGCGAGCCAAAGGACCACCUGGAAAUCCUCCUCAGAGGCAGGACAGCUUGGCGAGCAACGGAAGUGGGAAGCUUUCGUUGUCCCUCCCUUGGGAUACUCCACGUCAUGCGGCCUCACAUGGAAAAAUAGUACUCUUUAUGCCCUUUUUACACUAUGAAACAGACAAGAGGCGCCGAGAGAUGAGCGACGCUAUAAAUCGCGUACACGACAAGAAACCAUGCCCCGACUCUCCUAACAAAGAUAGUUUACUUAUUGAGGCAUACUUGAAUCAUACUCCCCCUUUACAUCCGCGCAGAACUCUUGAUCAAUUUUUUUAUCAUGGAAUUGAUACUUCGGCUCGAGAUACAGAUCAAGUUGUGUAUCGCUUUUGUAAUAGAUAUGGAAUCGAGGCGAAAGUGUUCAUGGUCGAUCAACUAUGGCUCUGGGUUCUUGGGAAAGAUCUCGUCAUUACGUGUUUCCCCCAGCGUUGGGAGCAGCCUAAAAACGACCCAUUGAACGUAUUAGAUGGGAUUAUUGAGGAAACGAAUGCGAAAACUCGACCGCCAAUUCAAUCCGUCUUCGACCUCGCCAUGUUGAUUACUAGUCGAUGCUCUGGGAUGUUUGACCGUAGCCGCCUUGAUGACCAGAAUUAUCAGUUUCUGGACAUGUUCGAAAACUCCAUAGGAGUAGUUACGGACCGCGAAAGCCGGCUUUUUAGUCGCUUCAAUCGCGCCUCGGAGCAGUCAGCGCAAUGGUUACGGCACCAUACGAGCCGAUCGGCUCUUAACAUUGGCUACGAGCAUCUGGGAAAAGAUAGCGCGGAUCAGUUUCUCGACGCAUUGCUCGACAUUGGUGUCGAAACCUCUCUGCUCGCCGAGAUCAAGGAUAUCCGUGAUGAGCUUAAUAUUAUUAUGGGUAUCCUUGAGUCGCAAUUACAGACUAUUACCGACCUCGAAAGGUUUGUGACGGAUGAAGUGCGCGGUGAGGGCUCACGCCGCACAACCGAUGCCGUGGUGUCGGAUAUCAAACGUCGCACUGGUGAGCAAAAGCGAGGCCUUGAGGCAAAACAGAAAGAUGUCAGCCGUAUGGACAGACAGGCUUGGUCAUUGUAUGACGGCCUUACCGACCUGCUCGACUUGAAGCAGAAACAUAGCAAUGCGCUCGAGGCGAGAUUCGCUGGCGACCAAGCGGUCAUCGCAGCCAAACAGGGUCAAACUAUCAUGGUAUUCACAAUCGUGACAAUUAUAUUCCUCCCGCUAUCAUUUAUCGCAUCUUUCUUCGCGAUCAACUUUGUAGAAUGGGAGAACAAUAUACACCUUUCCAUUCCAUAUGUCAGCAAAUACUUGUUCGGCAUAGGAUUUGCCAUCAGCAUACCCCUCGUGGCACUCGCAUUCACGGUUCAGGGGAUAUCUAAUACGGUCAUUAAACUCUUCUCACGAACUAAAGCGAAGUUUGGGGAGAAGUACGGCUUCGCGAGUCUCGGGAGAAACCGCACACGGCAUCGUCACGACGAAGACAUACAGCAUGCACAUACGAACGCGGACCUAUUAACGCUUAGGACAAAUUUUACACGCGAAAAAGCUGAAAUACCGAAGCCGUCUUUCUCAUCACGCCGCGAGGACUACUACCAGCCCCCUACAAGUAGUCCAGGGGGCUGGAACAGCAACCAAUACGAUUCUUCUAAUAAGGCAUGGAUGAGACCGAGCUUCCACAGCCGCGAGCGAAGCGACGAGCAUCAUCGCCGUCGCCUAUCCCCUGUCUCUGCCGCCGCCGAACGUCGCAGAAGAGCGGGCUCGGGGAGUGCGACAGGUAAUAAUAUUACGUGGGCAGCUCCUGAGCACGGCGUGCCUCCCUCUGGGACGAGACCUAGGGGCUUGAGCCAGGAUCUGGAGAGUGGGCGGUUUUAAUAGAAGACCAUGGACAGGCAGAGGUACUCGGCCUUGAGAGAUUAGCUUGAUAGCGUGAUAAUAGAGGUAUAUAAUAAUAAAAUUAAGUUUUCGUGCACUUG